This is a messenger RNA of Penicillium chermesinum, 1041 nucleotides long. RefSeq names its product translation initiation factor eIF2B subunit alpha. Gene Ontology annotation, cellular component: eukaryotic translation initiation factor 2B complex. The record is from RefSeq and is a predicted model, not a curated record. Bases 1 to 1041 code for a protein of 346 amino acids. Gene Ontology annotation, molecular function: translation initiation factor activity; guanyl-nucleotide exchange factor activity. The transcript is spliced from 2 exons. NCBI's taxonomy places the organism in Eukaryota, Fungi, Ascomycota, Eurotiomycetes, Eurotiales, Aspergillaceae. Gene Ontology annotation, biological process: translational initiation.
AUGGCGUCGACUGAAAGCUUGGCUGAGACCGGUGCGAAGCCAUUCGACAUCGUCGCAGCCUACAAUGAGCUCUUGCGCACCGAUCCUGACUUAACCAUGCCCAUUGCGGCUAUUGAGGCCCUCGUGCUUCUUCUCACCCAUGAGCCUUCCUCCACGAUCUCAGAAACCCUCGAUCUCCUUGCAAAAUCUACCGACCAUUUGAAAAAAGCCAUUCCGAACCCUAUCGGUCUUUCUGCCGGGACCGAUCUUUUCCAACGAUACCUUAUCACAACCUUACAACGACCCGGACAGCUUGGUCCUGCCGGUGACUUCAAAGCUAUUCGAACACAUCUCCUCUCCAAUGGACGACUAUUUAUCCGACGUGCGAAGGAAAGCCGUGAAAAGAUCGUCGCAUUCGGCCGAGGCUUCAUCCGCGAUGGCUGCACAGUGCUUACCAAUGGUGGUUCUCGUGCAGUCGCGUCGCUCCUACAGAAAGCAGCCGACGAAGAAGGAGGUCCAUCCGCGGUGCGAUUCCGUGUCAUUUACGUGUUGUCAUCAACGAGCAAUAACCCCGCGGAGGCGUCUGGCGAACCAGAAGGUAUAGAAACGGUGCGAGCUUUGAGGGCCAAAGGGGUACCGGUAUCCACGAUCCCAGAGUCAGCUGUCGCGUACGCACUCGGAAAGACAGAUAUGGUAAUUGUAGGUGCGGAAGGCGUCGUGGAGAAUGGAGGUAUUGUUUCGCGGAUGGGCACAUAUCAGAUUGGUCUUCUCGCCAAGGCCAUUGGCAAGCCGUUCUAUGUCGUUGCUGAGAGUCACAAAUUUGUUCGGCUUUAUCCUCUUGGCCAAUAUGACCUGCCUAUUGAGCAGCACGUCAUCGACUUCAAGAGCGAGGAGGAUAUCGCAGAAGAAAAUCAACAUAAGCCUUCAUCAGAUCGGCCGGUGCUGCCACUCUGCGAUUCUGUGGACUUUACUCCUCCACACCUUAUUUCAGCUCUUAUCACUGACAGCGGUGUCUUGACGCCAAGUGCAGUGAGUGAGGAGCUGAUCAAAAUCUGGUUCUAG